GCUACUGCGCAUGCGUGGAAGAAAACUCCAUGUUUUUUUUUUUGGCACGGGAUCCUAAGGAAAAAUAGGAACUUGGAAACGAAGAUAAACUAAAAGCACCACCACACAGCCACAAUCCACCCCUCGCUCGCAUAUGCACACAGUAAAGACGCGUAGGAGAGUUCUGAACCUUUGAAUGAAGCGAUCGCACGCUCCGCGGCCGAGCAGGAUUCACGCGAAAUUGGACGACAAUGCACGGGGCGCAAUAAAACCAAGCGUUAUUGCUCUUUGUUUUUAAGCAGGACGGCUCGGAUGGAUGAAGACGCGGGGAAGUGCCUAAAAAUCACACGGCGUUCGUAACAGCUCAAGCAACGGCGACAUUUGCAACUCGAGUCCAUCGAGACGCUUGUUCUGUCUUUCGCCUGUGUUGUGCAGCGCGCCGAAGAAGCAGGAAACUUCGUAAACAGAGAGGUUGUCAGCUUGUGGAGGGUUCCAUAAGAGCAUCCCAGUCCGUUUAAGAGGACCUCAGAGGAUUGUGUCCAGACGGAUUUGUUGUUCUGUUGCGUUGUGCUUCGUUAAUGCUGCGUAUAUGUCCUCCAAAGGGUGUAUUUCACGAAUGGUGCUGACCAAGGCUGUAUAAAAAUGAAAAGGAGCUGGAUGUGUGUGAGCAGAAAAUGACGGGGGGCAGUGAGAGUGCAGCAGGUGAAAAAGAUGGAGGUACGGCGCUCAUCGCUCAGAUCCCGGUUGGCUGGCAGAGGAAAGUGGGAGAUGGGCUUGUGUCUUACAUCAGCCCGAGUGGUACAGUCCUUCGAUCUGUGGAUGAGGUGAGGGUGUAUCUGCGGACAGACGGCACAUGUAAGUGUGGUCUCGAGUGCCCGCUUGUCCCAAAUAAGGUCUUUAAUUUUGACCCUGCUGCGAUGGUCCAAGCUCCUGGUCAUCAUUCGAGUAGAGUAGAGGAAGACAUGACCAAACUCUGUAACCAUCGCAGGAAAGUUGAUGCCAUGGCAGCAUUAUGCCAAAGCAGGCAACCCUCCCAACCCCCCCCGCCGGCUCAAGCCACAGGAGGUGUUGCAUGUUCAGUGGACGGCAGAGAGCUGAGAGGAUCGAUUGUGGCUCAUGGAGACGGCGCCCAUUGCACUUACCCUCCUCCAAGACACAACCAGCCCAAAUCCAACAUUGGCUUUCCUCUGUCCUCUUCUCGCUCUGUUCUGCAGCAAAACGGUUCCCCUAUCUCACGACCUCCAGAACAGGGUUCCCCUUUAAAGAAGCCCCAAACGCCAUUGGCAUAUACGAAACAGCAGUGGAGCCCUCAUCCAUCGAUCUCCCAAAACAUCCCUCAAAGGACAGUGCAUAACCCUGCUUCUCCAAGCAAUGUAAAACCAAGUGUGCACACGCAUGCGCAUCCUCCAGACCCUUCAAACUCCUUUUCCUUAUCGCCCUCCUCAUCCGUAGCUCUCAGUGGUCGAGCACAUUCACAGGGAGUGAGCGUUAAGUCGCCGUCGUCUCUAUCACCCUCACGUUCCCUAGACACCUUCUCACCCCACCAACGCUCUCGCCACUCCUCGACGUCUUCGCUCUCAGAUCACGGGACCCCGGGGUGUGUCUUCAAACCGUUGAAAGCCACCAUGCCAUGCUCCUCUCCCAAGCUCCCUCUUGCGCCUUCCAGUCCGUGUAGUCGCUUGGAGGGAAUUCUUCAGCACUACAAAGACUGUAGCACCUCCAAUGCUAACCAAAGCAACCAUCUGUCGUUGGUGCAUCCCAAUGUAGGCGACAAGAGGAACGGAUUGAGUUCUACUCAAGGACAAGAAUUGCUUGGCGUUCCUUUAGGACAGAUUCUCAACCAACAGAAGAUCCAGCAAAAGAGCCACAUCAAUAACUCCUUCCCGGCUAGCAGCCUUCUUUCCGCCGCCGCUAAAGCUCAGGUGGCCAACCAGAAAACCCCAAGCCAGCUCAAUGCAUCCGAUGCGCUCGCCACACUCCCUCUUACUAGCCUGGACAAGGAGCAACACUCAAAGGUAUUGAUUAGCACUUUAAACAGUAGCGUCCACCCAACAUCCGCCAGAACGCAGUCCCUCACCGCUUUGUUGCUCCCGCAUUCCCCUUCCCUUUCCCCGGCUUCGCCCGCUGAGAAAAACCUGCGGCGCAAACGGCAAAGGCAUUCGCCCACCGUUUUAAGCAUGCGUAAAGACUCACACUUGGGUCGGAGUCCGGAUCUAUCCGGGCCUCCGAUGCUCAUCUCCCCAUGCCUUUCCCCAACUUCUCCUCCCGUACCUCACUCAGACAACCACCGGGUAUCCGUCGCUCCUCCGAAUGCCUCCUUCUCGAACAGUUCUCUUAGGUUGCAGGAUUCGGAGGAAGGAAGGAAACCCGGUAAUUCAAUCCCACUUUCCUCUCCAUCUCCAUCCCAGCCGCUUUCCGCUCUACUUCAGCUUCUUAGCAUGCAAAGCGCAACCCAGCAAUCCAGUGGGGCAAUUGCCAUUCCUGGACACCGGCACACAAACACAUUGCCCUCUUCACCCAGACCCAUCACGCCACAGACGCCCCAUUGCGAAGGACAGUCCACAUUACGAGUACCCAACCCGCAACCUCAACCCCAAAGCACAGUGCCCAUUCCCGAAACUCCUUCCCAGCCGCCCCAAUCCCAACCCUUUACUUUAAUGGGUGACGAAACAACCUUGAACCUCAAAACCACCUCCAGCAACACCUUCCUGAACUUGAGCCAGCCCCACACGGGCACGACGCCGGACCUCAACAGUUCGAUUCUGAGCAUGAUGAACCAGAUGUCCUCGACCUCCUGCUUCCCGGAGAAAAGUUAUGAGUCCAAAUCGACAGAGACUUGCCCUGACCACAAUACCUACCAAAUUAGCCAGUCUAAUCACAACCAAGCUGUGGAAAGUAAAGGUCCCGUAGAGACGAUGGAUCACCCGGACUCGGACACAAGAUUGCUGGGUGGUUGUGAUCCCGACCACAGCCUCUCUCUAUCCGGCUCCUCGUCUUCCGAGCUUCCCAACCCCGGUGUUUCCCUGCCGCUAGCGGAGGCUUUUCCUUUCAUGACCCAAGAACAGCUCCUCCAGCUUCUCUCCUCCAAUGCCGGUCUACCUUCCCUUCUUCCACCCUUCCUCGGAUCCCUACCUUUAGGACUCUGGACGGGCGGCACCCAAUCCCAGCAUCCCCAGCCAACCAGUGCCAUCCUAAACCAGGGCGCUCAUCUCAACGUCAUAAACCAGGGCGAUCUUCCUCUCAACCUCAUGAGCCUUUUAAACCCACCGGGUUCGGCUCCAGCUUCUCCCACUGUUGCAGGGAUUGAAGGUGGUGAAAAACCCCCAGGGCUUCAAGCCCUCCUCAUGGCUUCUUUGCUUCUCGGGCAGAAUCCGGCCGCCAUGUUGCCCUUGCCCGCGCUCAACCUCGAGCUUCCCACGCCUCAACAACAGGUCUUUCCGGAUGGAGUAUCUCUGGAGAAAACACCUACUCUUCUGGACUCUGUUUUGAUGGGGCCGGGGCUCCUGGAGGCUCUUCAAACUCUUCAAGCAGACGGCCAGUCGCUUCUUCUUUCCGCACCUCUCACUCCUCCCGCCUUCUUGUCCCUCAAUCCCGCUCUUCUGGCCGCGGCUCUCGCCCAGACCGAACCCCUUCCCAACCACACGCCAUCCCCCCCGCCUCAUUCUCAGGAGACUCUGUCCAGCUCUGCUCUAGUUUCUACCUCGGUGUCCUGCGGCCCAGAAGUGUGUGACCCGCUGGACGAGCAGGACAAGAACAACACCCAGACACCUCAUUUUCUGCCGCAUCUCCUCGCCCCUGGGGUUCUGGGCGACCUCACAGCUCUGGGAAACAUCAACAGUCUUCAUAGUUUACUGGGAGCAGGACCUCUGUUGCUUCCACAGGGCCCGUCUCUGAACCAAACGCCCCUCAACCCGCUCACCUGCCUACAGCUGACGAUGACCCCGGCGCUCAUGGGAGAGAAGCCAGUGAGUCUCCACCACACGCCGCCUCCGUCACAAGACGAGCUUCCAGCGGCUCAGAUAUCCCAGAAUGCCUUGCUCCACACCCCCGGUCAGCAGAGAGAGGGUUCUGGUUCUGGGCUGUUCGACCCGUACGGUUCCUUCAUGGACACCAUCUACACCUCGUUCCUGCAGGUCAGCGAGCGCGACUCGGACCCCACGGCGCUGUCGUACCCGGAGCUGCCGCUGGCCCUCAGUCCCCGCCGGGCCUGUUCGGUCCACAACCCGGAUCUGACCCGCCUCGGCAUGGACUCGGCCCAGUCUCCGGCCCGCGGCACGCCGAAGCUCAGCGAGGAGCCCUCCACGGCGCCGCCCUGCAGGCCGUCGGGGGCCGACGCUCUGUCCGACAUCAUGGAGGAGGCCAAGACCGACGGGUCCACGGUGUGUUACAGCAACGGGAUCGGGUCGGGAACGGACGGAAGAGGAGACCGGGACGAGGAGGAGGAGGCAGACGAGGAUGAUGAGGAGGGACGAAGAACGCAGGGCUGUUUGAGUCCGCCCGUCGAUGACAUCAGCAGCAGAGAGGCGGAGCAAGUGAGGACUGAAGACUUGCACACAGGAGCCAGAAGGGGGCGCAAGAGGAAGCAGACACUGCAGAGGAGUCCAGACCUGCCGGGCGGCAUCGACAGCAUCAUCGAGGAGCCCGCCGCCACGAUCCCGUCGUCGAGGCCGGCCCGCUCCACCAGAGGGAAGAGACGCCGCGUGGUCCGAUAGAUCCGACUGUACGGUACCGCCAACACCAGCACUGUUGCCACGGCAACGCCAUCACAGCGUUCGACUGAGCCGCACUGUGAAGAAGAGUCUCCCGUGAUCUCGCUCCUCCGUCACGUGUGUGUGUGUGUGUGUGUGUGUGUGUGUGUGUGUUCGUCCAACGACUUCUGUUACCAUUCUCGACCAUUGUUACAUGAACACGUUCUUUUACCAUGAGAGGGGUUUUACUAAUGAGAACUAUUGUUAAAUUGUCGCACGAAUGCAUCAGUUUAGGAAUAGCUGUUUGUUUACCAGUUCUUUAUAAUUAUUAUUUUUCAAAAUGUGCUUCUUUUUGAUGAUUGUGAUUGACAGCUCUGCCUGAACAUUCACUCCCAUCAGUCUUUAGAUGCACACGAGUCCAUGUUAUCGUCGUUGUCGUCAUCAACAAAUUUGUUGAAUUUGACAGCUUGUGUUCCAGAGCCGGAAAACCCUGUCUCUGGGAAUCUUUCCAAUCGACGGAUCAUUGCAACACAAAUGUCAUUUUACCCAUCAUGCACCUCAUGAACCGUUUUUAGCAUCAAAUGCAUUCAGCAGUUUUGUCACACCGCAAAAAAAAAAAUCUUAUUUGGGAAUUUUAUCUUGUUUUCCAAUACAAAUAUCUAAACAUUCUCAGAUCAAGAUGCAUAUACUGGAAAAGCUAAAUGUAUUACGGUAUAUCAAUUAAAUAUUUCAUAUAUUGAGAGAAACAUUUAUCAAAAUGAAGCAUUUACUAUACAGGUGAAACUAGAAAAAUUAGAAUAUGGUGCAAAAGUUCAUUUAUUUCAGUAAUUCAACUUAAAAGGUGAAACUAAUAUAUU
Rhinichthys klamathensis goyatoka is the source of this 5524-nucleotide messenger RNA. It is a transcript of the gene mbd6, whose product is annotated as methyl-CpG binding domain protein 6. Gene Ontology annotation, molecular function: chromatin binding; DNA binding. The coding region runs from base 654 to 4691 and encodes 1345 amino acids. The record is from RefSeq and is a predicted model, not a curated record. The transcript is spliced from 13 exons. Lineage: Eukaryota; Metazoa; Chordata; Actinopteri; Cypriniformes; Leuciscidae. Gene Ontology annotation, cellular component: nucleus; chromocenter.